Messenger RNA from Patiria miniata (bat star), 2561 nucleotides. Its product is annotated as aspartate/prephenate aminotransferase-like. Gene Ontology annotation, biological process: biosynthetic process. Bases 468 to 1799 code for a protein of 443 amino acids. The record is from RefSeq and is a predicted model, not a curated record. Gene Ontology annotation, molecular function: pyridoxal phosphate binding. NCBI's taxonomy places the organism in Eukaryota, Metazoa, Echinodermata, Asteroidea, Valvatida, Asterinidae. The transcript is spliced from 13 exons.
GCACACUGCCAUCUCCAUCACCGAUGACGAAGAUGCGGCAGCCAUGGUAGCCAAUGCAGACAGCAUUCCUCCAGCCAUGGUCAGCUUGCGUGGGUCACAUGACUUCACCAAAGCACCUACGAAAGGUCAUGCGUUUGUAGUGUCCAACUUGUUCAUAAAUCUUCUGGAGGGGUCAAACUCAUCAAUGAUGGGUGUAUAGUCAUAGUUCCAAAAAAUACAAUUUCUUAGCGAAGGUUGUUAUCUACUUUAAGCACUGUUUAGAUCGGAUUGAAAGGAUUCACUUCUCACCGGCUAUGAUCAUACCGAACCCCAGGGAGGCUCUGUAGGCGAGACCAGCGGCAGCUGUGGUAGUAGAGAAGCGCUGGAAAAACUGAGGUAUGAAGACCCCCAACUUGGAAAGUAAAGAUUAGUCUCAGGAGUGUAACUUGUUCUGACGCCCAGCACCUUGAGGGUCUCCAACAUUCAAGAUGGGUUCCCCUUCGUUGAAUCACCAUACCACUACCGACUCCUCCUCUUUCAUCCUGCCCCGUCUGCAAGGCGUCGGCAAGGUGGCCAGCUUGGCUUUCAAUGAGAAGAUAAAGCAACUGAUGGCCCAGGGGAAAACCAUUUAUCACUUUGGCUUCGGUGAAUCUCCGUUCCCCGUACCGGAAGGGGCCCGUCGAGCUCUGGCGCAACACGCUGGGGAAAACUCCUACCUUCCUGUUGCAGGUUUACUAGAACUGCGCGCCCAAAUCUGUGAAUUCCACGCUCAGCUGGAUGGUCUGAUGCAUCUGGAUCCAAAUUUAGUCGUUGUUGCACCGGGAAGCAAACAGCUGAUUUACCUGCUAUUUUAUGUCUUCAAUGGUGACUUGCUGAUGUUGACACCCAGUUGGAGCACCUACAAGCCAAUGAUAUUUCUGGCCGGCAAACGGGUCUUCACAAUGGACUCCAGCAUGCAGGAUGGCUGGAAACUCACUCCGAAAAUCUUGGAAAAGGCAAUUUUGGCAAGUAACACAUCCACAAAUCGUCUGUUGAUUUUCUGCAAUCCAGAUAAUCCAACUGGCAUCAGCUACACUGAAGCUGAUCUGAAGGCAUUGAGUGUAGUUCUUCGCAAGCACAACGUGAUUGUUUUGAGUGAUGAGAUCUACGGACACUCACAGUAUGAGGGAGACUUUCUGAGUCUGGCAAAGUAUUACCCAGAAGGCACCAUUAUAUCCAGCGGCCUGUCCAAGUGUUUCAGUGCGGGAGGUUGGCGGUGUGGCUAUAGUAUUUACCCCAAGGAGUUGGGUGCACUCUACCAGACAGUCUGCGGUGCAUCCAGUCAAACCUACUCCUGUACUGCUGCUCCAAUGCAAUAUGCUGCUAUCCAUCUUUUGAAACUGGAUGAAGAGACGAAGGAAUACCUCAAAGGCUGCCGAUGCAUUAUGGGAGCUGUGGCUAAGUUCUGUCACCGGGAAUUGACAGGUUGUGGCAUCAAGGCAAUUAUGCCUGUGGCCGGCUACUACAUUUUCCCAGACUUUGAGGUCUUGCGUGCCGUCUUGGAGGCCAGAGGCAUACAGACCUGUGAACAAAUGUGCGAGGCACUCUUCAAAGAAGGAAACGUGGCCUUGAUGGCCGGAGGCCCAGCUUUCAUGCGACCUUUGACAGAGUUCACCGUGCGUCUGUGCUUUGUGAAUUUUGAUGGCGGGGCAGCGCUGGAAGGCUGGAAGCUCCAGGGUUGCAAGGAAAAACUGGAUCAGGAUUUCCUGGAUAAGUACUGCAGUCCAGUGGUCCAAGGGAUUAAGGCUAUUGUAUCCUGGGUAGAAAAGCAACUGGCGUAGCUGUAGUCACUCCAGUGGCUUAUUGCCUGAUGUCUGCAGGUGUUUACAGGAAAUCGAAGGUUAUCUUGUGGACUUUUACAUUGCAGCAUUUUGCACUCGGUGCACGGGUAUCUUUCCAAUUUCAAUGCUUUCACUCAAGGUACAGCUCUGUUGUUCUCACAUUUACAAUACAUGUGCAUGCAUAACCUUGCGCAAUAGAUUUUCUCUUAAUCUAAAUCAACGUUAAAUACAAUUAUCCAUAUACAGGUACAAUCAAUAUUGCUUUGUAAUUUUAAUUUGUGUACUAUACAUAUAUUCUUACUUUUAUUUUGUUAAUGAUUGAAGUGCACUAAAUUAUAAUGUCCUACUUUUUCUACACCCAUUAACAUGAAAGACAAACACGAAUUGAAUUAUAAGUAUACAUAACACGUGAUAUAAAAUGUACCAAAAAAUACGAAAUGCACAGGCAAUUCUUAAAUUAAUUAAAACAAAUUUCCAAGUAAUGUAUGCAAUGUAUUGUAUUUUAAAUUGUAUUCUGAGACUUAUUGAAAUUACAAGAAAUUGUAAUUUGUCAGCUUUUCAUGAUAAAUUGUAAUUAUUGAACUUAGUUCAACUCAAUUUGUAACACUCAUGACUUGUUUAACAGCACCCAUUGCUUUAACGAUGUAUAAUUGUUUAUGAUUUAACAAAAAAAGUAAUGUGAUUUUUACACAAAAUGAUAAGAUUUUAAUUAAACAUCCUUUCAUUAAAAUUGAAUGAUAGUGUCAAUUUAUACACACUUGA